Molecule: messenger RNA, 5561 nt
Organism: Plodia interpunctella (Indianmeal moth)
Lineage: Eukaryota; Metazoa; Arthropoda; Insecta; Lepidoptera; Pyralidae
Product: P protein-like
Exons: 20
Coding region: 300-2921 (873 amino acids)
Biological process (GO): transmembrane transport
Cellular component (GO): membrane
Source: RefSeq, a predicted model, not a curated record
ACAUUUUAUCUCAAACCGAGAGCCAAACUCACAAUAUGCUCAUAUAUUGUAUAAAAGUUGUAUUAUUUGUGUCAAAAUUAUGUGAUUUUUUUCAAGUUUUUGUUGUAGUGAAAUUUUAGUGUGAUUAGUUCCGGAAAAGUCCGCGUGAGCGCUAGUGUGCAUUUAUAUUUGGCGCUCCGUAACAGUUCUGAAAACCUCAGGUGUUUUAAUAAUAGAUAAACGUGUGAAAAGAGAUCCAUAUGUUUCACAUGUUUAAGUUUUUUUAGUCUAAGAGCUCACUGCAUUGUACAUGUGACAAAAUGGAGAAAUCAAGCCACAUCACCUCCUCGACGAUAUCCUUCAUCGAAUCGAGCGCGGAGGACGUCGCGGAGAAGAGUAAGCGGCGGUCCCUCUUCAAAAAUGGCUUCCUCAAAACUAAGAGUUGCAGCAGUGUUGGCUUGGACACGACAGAUCUUGAGCGUACUUAUCCCUAUGUCUGUCAAAAAAAUCUCCACAAAAAAGUGCAACAAAUUAUGACAAUGGACCUUUUGGCGAGACUGCGGAAAAGAGACAGAAAGACCGUAUACUCUGUGGUGUCCUGCAGUGACCUGACACCUGGGAGCUUAGAGGUUUGGGUGGACCUACCUGACGAGAUCAAGUAUGACCCCUCGUUGGCGCCAUUCAAGAAUCUUUACGAGCAACACCACGGAAAAUUGGAUAUCAAAAAUAUAUCCGAGGAAGAAGGAGACUUACUUGAGAAAAGGAUAGCUGAUCUGAGACCAGCAGACGAGAAGAUUGAGCGAAACCAUGACAAUAAUGAUGAUGGGAAUAGGUUAAGGCUAACGACAGAAGUAGACGAACAGAAAACAAAGUCUGGUAGGAAAAAACAGUUAUUGAAAUUUGCAAGGGUCGUGAAGUUAUCAGCGCUUGUUAUAGGAUGGAUUUUACUCACGCUAGCUCUUAUACUGAACACGGAGAAAUCGGACACCGUCCUGCACACUGCUGUGAAAACGGGAGAAAUCAAAGAGUACAAGCUGCCAGUAACAAGUCAUAAGGCCCAAGCCCUUAUAACAAUCACAGGGCCGUUCCGAGACAUCCCUGGCAAUGACAGCAGUAAUGUAUUAAUGCUAUGGCUACAUAGAACUUUUGAUGACGGUGGGCUGGUUUUACAACAGAAUUCAUCAAUAUGGACAGUACAUUUGCAACCGGACGAAAAACUGGACUUCUCCAAAAGCAUAGCUGAAACAAACACACUGUAUGUAGACAGUAGAAACUCUGAAGAGGUGCGCACGAGUGUGAACACGUCCGACAGUUUUCAAAAUGAUACGACAGUGACCCUCUGCAUACAGUCCACAAGUUACAACACAGUUCCUCUCACAGUAAACUACCAAAUGAACCCUAUCGGGGAGACUGAAGGCCUGAUCUACGCUUCUUUCCUGCUGGUAUCAUUAUACCUGCUCAUCAUUUUUGAAAUAGUAAACAGAACGAUUGCUGCCCUUCUGUCUUCAACGCUCGGCAUAGCAGUCCUAGCCGUCUGCGGCGCGAGACCAUCGCUACCAGAGCUGGUCUCCUGGCUGGAUGUGGAGACACUGUUACUGCUCUUCAGCAUGAUGCUGCUCGUGGCUAUUAUGGCGGAGACCGGUCUAUUUGAUUAUUUGGCUGUCAUGGCGUUUGAGGUGACAGGUGGCAGAACUUGGCCCCUCAUCAACUGCCUUUGCCUAUUUACUGCUGUGUUUUCGACUUUCCUUGACAAUGUCACUACCGUGCUUCUUAUGACACCGGUUACAAUAAGGUUGUGUGAAGUGAUGCAGCUCAAUCCAGUGCCCAUACUGAUGUGUAUGGUGAUUUUUAGCAACGUGGGGGGCGCCGCUACCCCCGUGGGCGACCCCCCUAACGUGAUAAUAGCCAGCCAUCCUGCCAUACUGCGAGAGAAUAUAAACUUCGCCACAUUCACAGCUCACAUGGGCCUGGGUAUAUUGCUGGUGUCCGUGCAGACGUAUCUACAUCUCCGGUUUAUAUUUCGAGACAUGAACAAGCUGAGACAUAGCGUGCCUAUAGAUAUACAAGAACUUCGACAAGAGAUAGCGGUGUGGAGAAGAGCGGCCGCGUCAUUAUCUUCUUAUUCAAGAGACGAAGAUCUCGUUCGCAGAGCCUUGGAGAAGAAGGUGGACAGACUUAGCGCAACCCUGACGAAACGAGAGGCAGGUGGAGGCACUUCAAAAUCAGACCCUAGGUUUUGUACUACCCUGGCGCAUAUGAAAGAAAAGUACCGCAUCAGGGAUAAACAAUUGCUAAUAAAAGCUGCAAUAAGCGUGACAUUUGUGGUCAUCGUGUUCUUCUUGCACGCCUUCCCUGAGCUACAGCGGCUAUCUCUAGGUUGGACAGCAUUGCUUGGUGCGUUACUUCUCCUUCUAUUGGCUGAGAAAGAUGACCUGGAGCCAGUAUUGGCCAGGGUGGAGUGGUCCACGUUGUUAUUCUUUGCCGCUCUCUUCGUGUUAAUGGAGGUGCUCUCUAAAUUGGGAUUGAUAUCAUGGAUCGGGAAAAUAACAGAAUCCCUCAUCUUGCAAGUCGGUGAAGAAUCGCAACUGGCCGUUGCUGUUGUUCUCAUGUUAUGGGUGUCCGGUCUGACCUCAGCAUUCGUGGACAACAUCCCCCUCACGACAAUGAUGAUCAGGGUGACUGUGGCCUUAGCUGACCCCGGUGGGCUGGGCUUGCCACUAGCUCCGUUAGCUUGGGCGUUGAGUUUCGGAGCUUGUCUUGGAGGUAACGGCACAUUAAUCGGCGCAAGCGCAAACGUGGUCUGCGCAGGAGUCGCCGAGCAACACGGCUACCGGUUCACCUUCAUGCAGUUUUUGAAGAUAGGCUUCCCAGUCAUGAUGGGGAACCUUAUAGUCGCUACAGGAUAUCUGCUGUUUUGUCAUUGUGUCUUAAAGUGGCAUUGAGGGAUGCACAGGAGUAGCACAGGAGUAGGGAAUCUGAACAGAGGCUAGGUUCGUACAACUACGUUUUGGUAGGUAAGUACACUACUACAAGCACGCAGCGUAUGUGCGCGUGUCUACUAGCCGCCCGUCGCAUCCAUGUCGCAACUGGAUAAAACCGGAUUGCGCGCGCUCCGCCAGUAAAAAACAGUCCGCAAAAAUCCGCCAAAAAUUGACUUUUUUAAUUAUUUUUAGUGGAAUAAAAUGUCUUUUAUUUAAAUCUCCUUAGCCAAACUAAAAUAGGUAACAAUUUCAGACGCUCAUUAGUAAGCUUAGCCUGUGUUCUGAUUCUCCACUCCUGUGAUAAGAGUGUAAAUGUGUGUUUUUUUCUAUAUGGAGUGUUAUUAAAAUACCUAUACAAUGCCUAUACACAUACGAAGUAGUAAGACACGAUACCUUGGGUAGAUGCUUUAUGGGAAGUUUCGCACACUAGCGCCACCACCACAUUUUAUCAAGUUCUCUUAUUUCUUAACGAAAAAUUAAAAAAUAUUUUGGCUGAUUCUGCCAUACUUAUGGAUUUAGUAAGUAGUUACGGAGUACUUACUAAUUCCAUGAGUUUUCUAUAAUGCAAUGAUAUUUUUCCUUCCUUCUUCUUCUUUUUCUCAUCCUUUUUCUAUUUUAGUCAACUGUGACUACAAUUGUGUAAUGUAAAACUUUCUAAUAAAAUUUUUCUUUGUCUAGUGUGGCUGAAUACGUUGAAAUAUAUUUUUUUUAAUUUUUCGUUAAGAAAUAAAAAAAAUUGAUAAAAAAAGAUGGUGCCGCAAAUGUUAAAAGCGCCUUCUGCACUUCUCGAUUUGAACAUAAGUAGUUUAUUAUAUUACGAGAGAGAUUACCUAUAAUCUAUCGGUUUUACAAUUUUACGAUGCCACAUCCAGUUUGAAAUUUACUUUAUGGAAUAAGUGUUGCUGUGAUUCUAUUUAUUCUGUGGUAGGAGAUAAAAAUACAUAAUUAAGUUAAAAUAAUGUAUGUAUGUACAAAAAGACAAGACGCAUUUAUGAAAAUGUAAGUAUUUAGAAAUAUAAAAAGAAAUAUGUAAUUUAGAAAUAUAUAUCGAAAAUUGUGAUUGCAAAAAAAGUGUUAAAAAUUUAGGUAAAUAAUACUAUGAAUGAAAAUAAAAGUGUCGACAGAAUAAAUAAAUGUAUUUUCCGACAAUAUGUAGGUACUUAAAUUGAGUUUUUGGGAUUUUCGUGGCAAGAGUGAAUAGGCAUUUUAUGAACUUGCGUGUAACACCCAUGGAUUUAAUAAGUACUUCGUACGAGUACCUACUAAUUCCAUGGUAACACCAUACAACUCAUCAUUGCUUACAAACUAAUUGUAAAGCCGAUUUUUUUUUAAAGUUUCUAUGAAAAUCGCGUUUCUUUCAAAUUCACGAGGGCAAAAGCUAGUUGAUUAUAAAAGUGUAAAUAGGUAUUCAAUAAAUUUGUUAUAAUUAUCCAAAACUAUCUUUGGACUCAAAUUUCUAGUUUGUAUGAAAAUGCAAAUAUUGAUUUAUUUAACAACAUUUUAUACUUCUAUCAUGAAUUAACUUAGUGAAAAUUAUUAGUUUGUACUGAAUUUUACAAUUUACAUACAUUUGCGGCACCGGAUAACUAAUGUUAUUCAGUGAAUUGAAUAUAUUGCUGAGUGAUUACCUAUAUGUAAAUUUUUCUAUUAUUCAUAUAUAAAUUCAUUUACCUAUUUGCCAAUAAAGUUCAGACAGUUGCAAAAAAUAUGUACCUAUGUCUAGAUAAAAGAAUUUUAUAUAUUUAUUUAAUAUUUUAUUUUAAAAUAGAAAUGUUUAAGAGUAUUGUGAUAAUUCAUAGACUGCAAUUGCUGCUGGAUCAUUAUACGAAUAUUAAGUCUAUUUAAAAACAUAAUCUAUUAUUAUAAAAAGGUAAGCGUUUGUGAGAUUGCAUGUUUGAAGCGGGUAAUCUCCGAAACAAUUCUUUCAAUAUUGGAAAGGUACAUUAUCCAAGACUGGAUAGGCUAUGUUUUAUCUCAAAAUUCCCACGGGAGCGAAGCAUCAUGAAAAACUAAUAUUUUGAAACAAGUUUUAUGAAGUCAUCAGCAUAAACACAAUAAUUAGGGUAGCUGUCGAACAAACAGCUUGUUUCGCUAAGAUAUUUCUCAAUCGUGACAUCACGUUAGAGUAUCUUUUAAUAUAAUUACUUAUGGAAUGUUCGGACGAGUCUAAAAAAGUGUGUGAUAUAUUUUUGUCAUAUCUUCGAAAGUACCUAUUGUAAUUUUUUUUCUCUGGUGUUUCUAAUAAUCCUAUAUUAUCGCCUUCGAAUAGUCGUCAAAAUAAAAAAUUGUCCUCUACCCAAUUAUAUUUCCUGGAUAAUUUCCUUAUUUUUUUUUAAUAUAAAGUUUAGUAGAAAUAUAUACAUAUAUAUACUAUAGGUACAUAUGAAUAUGUAUACCUUAGAAAAAAUAGCCAAUGUAGUUUAGCAAUUUUUUUAAAUAAUAAGUAUUCAAUAUCAGUAUUUAUAUAAUAAAAAAUCUAAGUAUUUUAAAAAGACUACAAACAUUGUAUCUAGUUUCAUAUAGUCAGGUAUAAAAAAAAUGUUUUUAUGACACAAUUUGUUAAUUUUGUGAUUUAUUAUUAUAAAUAGAUAUUUACCGUUU